AUGGGAAAUGCCGAGAAUGAUGAAAGACACCUAGCAAGUGUCAGGCCGGAACGAGCUCCAGCACUGAAGACCAGCGAAUGGCUAGCGGUUCUGGUACCAAUUAUUCAACCAUGGCACACACUGGUGCUCAUGGAAACACAACCCCAACCGCCAAUGUUCCUUCUGGAAAUCUUCUUGAUGCUUAAAUAUUUGCCAGAAAUUUAA
Molecule: messenger RNA, 204 nt
Organism: Caenorhabditis bovis
Lineage: Eukaryota; Metazoa; Nematoda; Chromadorea; Rhabditida; Rhabditidae
Source: the annotation of a GenBank genome assembly